AUGUAUAUGAGCGUCGUGCGCUGGCAAGAUCACACAAUCAUUAUUUCCGAUACCGAAGGUCUGUUAUCUCUAGAAGAAUCAGGCUCGAUCUUUGACAAUCGAAUGGUGUCAAUGGCAAUGCUAUCGUCGAAUAUCGUGCUCAUCAAUCACAAAGGCGAGUUUAGCUCGAAUCUUAAACACCUCAUUGGCAUGAGCUUCUAUGCAAAACUUCAAAUUCGAUCUCCGCUGAAGCCUAAACUUCUCUUCGUUCUGCGCGAUCAGUCGGAUACAAAUGUUACCGGUGUGUUUUUCCGACACUUGUCAAAAUUUAAGGAAAAUUUGUACAACGACAGCAAGUUUCUAAAAUCAUCCAUUGAUGAAGAACUUGAGAUUAAUGAUCAACAGCUUAUUCUGCUGCCAAAUGCGUUUUCAAGUGAUACGAAUCCUAUUUUGGCAAUUGAACAAACAUGGCGCAAUCGUACGUUUCCGACGAAAAUACUUGAGUUGCGAAAAAUGAUCUUUGCGAGUCUGGGCGAUACUAGUUUGCAGCCAUACACCGAUGUGUCUCAUUUGUACCAAAAGAUUGCAUGUAACUGGGAUGCUAUUGACAGGCUAGGACCAAAUUUACUAGCGUGCAAAACAUUGUAUGAACUAUCAGUGAUGAAUGAAUUGCGUGAUAUUGCCAAUGAAAUUAUUGUUGGCUGCAUUAAUAAUGUCAAUCAAGAAGGUCGCCUACGGAUCGAUCAUGUGCUAGCCGCGAUCACACAUGAAAAUCAAGGUGACUUUGACUCUGCUCACUUCACUGAUCAGUUCAAUGUGGCUCUCCAAAAACUCCAUGAAAAGAUCCUAGGCAAUGCUCAUACGGAAUUCAAUUCCAAAACAGAUCGAAGUUAUUUUCAACUUGAACUAAAGCAUAAAGUGCAGAAGAUGAUCGAACCACCAAUCAUGUACACACAGGUAAUACUGCGAGAUGAGUUUAACGAGCGCUUGCAUAGAGCUCGACAUGAUGCGCGCAUCUCGAGCGCACAGCGACGUCUCAUCGAUACCGUACAACAAAAAUUCGAUCAGAACACAAAUUUGUCUGUCGAUGACUUGAAAAGCAGAAUCGAAAUGGCCUAUGUCGCUGAACUUGAGGCGUGUAAUCGAACGAUGCAACCAGAAUUUGAAGAUCUCGACCAAAUUACUGACAAAAUUCUCAAGUUCUAUAAUUCGGCGUUGCAAAGGGUACGUGGGAGUCUGGUGUCAGAUUUGGCAGUGAUUGCGUUGAAGAUGUUGAUCGAUGACGCUGUCAAGAUUGAGCACGAACGUCAUAAGAAAGCGAACGAGAAAGCACGGAGCGAUUUGGCAGAGUGGAAGGAUAGCAUUAACAGGCAAGUUCAACUGAUGCAAAACUCAUUUGAACAAGGAAAAAAUGUGGCAAAUAUUGUUGCCGAAGAGAUUUUUGAUGAAGUCGGUCGAAUAUUACUUGCUAAAAUUUUGCAUGAUGUUACAGCCGAUAUUGUCAAAAGUCAGUUCAUUAAUCAUGAUGCUAUUCAACGUCAGGCGUACGAAGAGAGUAUUGGUCAAGCUAAUGGCGACAAAAUUUUAAAGUAUGUACUGGAUAUCAAUCGUUUUUUUCUCGAAUUAAGUCUGCGGGAGAUCAAGACAUCUCUUGUUGGUAUUAUUUAUGCACACACUUUGAAUGCCGAACAGAUGAUCGUUAGUGUAAUUACGAAAUCGAAUGACGUGGCGCAGAUGAGUGAAGUUGAUAAUAGUGACCUUCGAGUAGCCUUUGUCAUCAAACCCAAUGAUAUUAUUGGUUUUGGAACAAUAUGUUGUUUACUUGGCUUUCUUCUUUAA
This is a messenger RNA of Didymodactylos carnosus, 1818 nucleotides long. The record is from the annotation of a GenBank genome assembly. Lineage: Eukaryota; Metazoa; Rotifera; Eurotatoria; Philodinida; Philodinidae.